CUCCCUAUUCAUCUUUGUUACUCAUCUCAGUCUGGUCCAGUCCGGUCUUUUGCACCAUCCACCAUUACGUGAAUGUAGUUUAUGGUGAAGAUUUUACUCUAAAUCCUACGAAUCAAGAAACAACAUAUACAAUUUUUAAAAGAUUAACUGAAAAACUGCACGCAUGUGACAACAUUAGGACUUGAUUAGGAAGUCGUCAUUUUCUAUUUUUUCCAUUUGGUGACUGGCUAUGGCAUCUACGUGCAUGAUUUUACGGCGAGGUAUCUCAACAACAUGCGUUUGUAAUGGUGCUCGUAAUUUUCGCAAAUUUCUAAUUUACAACAAACGCGGUUCCCGUCUUUUCAAGAAAAAACAACACGAGAAACCAGAUCCAGAUGUGCCUAUUGAUCGUCGAGGUGUUAAGCCUACUGGUUAUCGGGAGGGAAACUGCUUUGUUAAUGUACCUGAAAUGAUACCAGAACUUAUUGUACCAUCUCUGGCAGAUUUUAACUUAAAGCCAUAUGUCUCCUAUCGUGCAGAACGACGUGAAGAGGUUCCAUUUACACCUUAUGACCUAUUCAAAGUUGUAUAUGGUCCUAAAAUUUUAAGUGAUUAUGAGAAUGGGAAAUUGGAUUUGGAUGGCCAGCCAUUGGAGCCAAGUGAAGAAGAGAAGCUUACACCGAGUGAAGCUAAAGCUCGUGCUGGUAGUACUGGCUGUGACAUUUUUACCACUGAUCGUCCGAAGGAGGAACGAAUCACUGAAACCCAAAAACUUAUAGCAGUUUCAAUGAAAUAGGUACUUUCACAUCAUUACAUGAUUCAAAUAAAGUUCUAUAAUAUUAUUAUAUAUUAAUGCGGAUAAAUGAGUAGUAUUCAAUCAUAAUUUGUAUAUGCUUUAUUUAAUACACUCUACGCGCGCUUGUAUAUUA
Cephus cinctus (wheat stem sawfly) is the source of this 908-nucleotide messenger RNA. RefSeq names its product 39S ribosomal protein L41, mitochondrial (gene mRpL41). Lineage: Eukaryota; Metazoa; Arthropoda; Insecta; Hymenoptera; Cephidae. Gene Ontology annotation, cellular component: mitochondrial large ribosomal subunit. The transcript has 3 exons. Bases 230 to 775 code for a protein of 181 amino acids. The record is from RefSeq and is a predicted model, not a curated record. Gene Ontology annotation, biological process: translation. Gene Ontology annotation, molecular function: structural constituent of ribosome.